Molecule: messenger RNA, 1239 nt
Organism: Opisthorchis viverrini
Lineage: Eukaryota; Metazoa; Platyhelminthes; Trematoda; Opisthorchiida; Opisthorchiidae
Exons: 4
Coding region: 1-1239 (412 amino acids)
Cellular component (GO): nucleus
Source: RefSeq, a predicted model, not a curated record
AUGGAUACAACUUCUUUGCACGCUAUGGUUUUGCCCAUCAUUGUUCCCCCACCUUGGGUACUUUUGCAUGCCUUCCGGGAAAUAAAACGAAGUCAACUGGGCAGGAAGGAGGACGACUGUUCGGAAAUGCACGGACCUUAUCGUUCGGACUGUAUUUUAUAUGAGCGGUUACCGCAAGAAAACACAGUUGCUGGCAGCGCCACUUUGCAAACAAAUUUCGGCGAAUUUACACUGAACUGCUUAACAGAAUUGAGCAAGGCACAGUGUAGUACAGAAAAACAGUGGCAUAGAGUAAGAGAUGCCCACAGAACAAUGGUGACUUUCCCGUCAUCCGAAAGCCCUUUAAGACCUACAUGCGCCACCCCGUGCAAUAAGUUCUUUGAGACUCCCAUGGCCGAGAAACAUAACCUAGGUGAUCAGCUCAACAAGUCCGAUACAAUCAACUCUGCCGAUGGCAUGCAAAGUGGUUCACAUUUCAAGGGAUUUGAGCGGGUGGAACGCGGAUUUUGUUGUCCCUACUGCACAAAGCGCUUCACUUCGAAUUCCGGCUUAAAACAACACAUGCAUAUUCACUCCUCUUUCAAGCCUUUCACUUGUCAGGUUUGCCACAAAUCCUACACACAGUUCAGCAAUCUUUGCCGCCACAAACGACUGCACAAGAGAUGUCGUCAACGUAUGCCCUGUUCGGAAUGUGGACACGAGUUUGCUAACUCCUACUCACUACUCAAACACCAAAUUCUCUGGGGAUGUCGAUGCAGAGCAGUACGUCGCAGAGGUGCCAUGUACAGUCGUAAACGAGAUGCUACACCACAGCUUGUUUCAAACCAAACUUCUGAAACCAACGCAGAGGAAGUGGUGCCCAAUCUGAAGUCAGAAAUGGUAUCUCCAGUUUACCAUGACAUUUCACGUUUGCUGCAUUCCAAGUUGCGCCACUAUAACCGGGCAACGCACAAGAAAGAAGAAUCUGCCACUGGUUACUCAGGAGAAGCUUCGCAUUUACAACUGGAUGAGGGAGAACUGUCGGCGAUGACUUCACCGUCUACGGCCAGACUCCACUUUUCUUCAUUGGGAAGUCCAGCUGUAACACUCUAUCCAUGUCUAGCUGCCAUGCCACCUGAAAGAAACACGAGGGCUGAGAUACUGUCAGAUUGCCCAAGCCUAGACAGGAGAGUUCUAGAGGCAGAGGUCGGAUUCGAACCACGGACCUUCUGGUCAGUAAAUUCGCGUUCUAACCACUGA